Molecule: messenger RNA, 594 nt
Organism: Dendronephthya gigantea
Lineage: Eukaryota; Metazoa; Cnidaria; Anthozoa; Malacalcyonacea; Nephtheidae
Product: 40S ribosomal protein S13
Exons: 7
Coding region: 99-554 (151 amino acids)
Biological process (GO): translation
Cellular component (GO): nucleolus; ribosome; cytosolic small ribosomal subunit
Molecular function (GO): structural constituent of ribosome; small ribosomal subunit rRNA binding
Source: RefSeq, a predicted model, not a curated record
ACCAUGAUUCGAUCUUUUCAAGAUUUCUUUAGUCUUCGUCGUUUGGAAGUUUUUUAAUCCAUAUUUCAGGACGUUUCUAAGAGAAAUUACUCGCCAGUAUGGGUCGCAUGCACAGCCAUGGUAAAGGUAUUUCAUCAUCAGCACUUCCGUAUCGAAGGACAGUUCCAACAUGGUUGAAAUUGAGCUCUGAUGAUGUAAAAGAACAAAUUUAUAAGCUUGCUAAGAAAGGCUUGACACCAUCACAGAUAGGUGUUAUACUUCGGGAUUCUCAUGGAGUAGCUCAAGUUCGAUACAUAACCGGAAAUAAAAUAUUGCGUAUUUUAAAGAAGAAUGGUAUGGCUCCCUCUUUGCCCGAAGAUUUGUACCAUCUAAUCAAGAAAGCUGUGUCAGUUAGGAAGCAUUUGGAAAGAAAUCGCAAGGAUAAAGAUGCUAAAUUCCGGCUCAUUCUGAUCGAAAGUAGAAUCCAUCGUCUCGCACGAUACUACAAGACGAAGAGAGUUCUCGCGCCAAAUUGGAAAUAUGAAUCAUCCACAGCUUCUGCACUUGUAGCGUAAAAGAUUGAAAUGUUAAUAAAUUUAACAAGAAAAACCUAAA